This is a messenger RNA of Mollisia scopiformis, 676 nucleotides long. RefSeq lists its product as uncharacterized. The transcript has a single exon. The record is from RefSeq and is a predicted model, not a curated record. Lineage: Eukaryota; Fungi; Ascomycota; Leotiomycetes; Helotiales; Mollisiaceae. Bases 163 to 552 code for a protein of 129 amino acids.
UAUAGUGCAUACUAUAUGCUGUAGACCUUAUGACUAUGGUCUCGGCAGCACCCUCGCUCCUUUUCAGGUUCAUUUUCAUGCUGGCCCAUAUCAACUCGAGGAUCAAGUGAUCGUAGAGCAAUGAGCUGACCUUUGCAUUCAAAACCUCGUGUUUUAAAAGGUAUGGUACGCUUAGGCCUCUACUGUGCUGCAGGUUCUUUUUCUUCGAUGUUAUAUAGUCGAAGCUGGUUGUAUCCAAGUACUUAUCCAAGGCAUGAUCAUUUGCUUGUUCUCAAGAGCAUCAAUUUCUACAGUGUCUGGGACGUCUCCACGAAUGUCUUCGAGGUCGUUGAAUAUUAUCUCUGGGGUUGUAGAAAUGAAUUGUGCGGUACUUUAUGUUCAAAGCUGCACCUCAAACACCCUUCUUCACAGUGGGUGUUAAUUAGUCAGAAGCAAGUUGGAUCUACCUCCAACAAAACACCUUGCUUCGUCAAGAACAUUCAAUCAAUAUUUAUGUGCCAAUCGACCACUCGGCUCGUCCCGCCAAGUCAAACACCUAUGCAUCACCAUUAGCCUCAUCGCGCGAUUUGCCCCAGGAUAAAAGUCUUGGGGAAACAGCCUUGGCAGUCUCGAAGAGAGGCUUGGAUGCUUCAAAAUAAUGUUUACCGAGCAAAUAAAGUUUCCAUUUUGACAUCUG